Panicum hallii is the source of this 1326-nucleotide messenger RNA. Its product is annotated as membrane-anchored ubiquitin-fold protein 1. The coding region runs from base 625 to 981 and encodes 118 amino acids. Gene Ontology annotation, molecular function: protein binding. The transcript has 3 exons. NCBI's taxonomy places the organism in Eukaryota, Viridiplantae, Streptophyta, Magnoliopsida, Poales, Poaceae. The record is from RefSeq and is a predicted model, not a curated record.
CCUCUCCCCUGACCCCUGGGCCCUGUCCGCGGGGUCUGGGUCUCCCGUCAUCCCAGGACAAAGCCGCGGUCUUGGCUCGGCAGCCGAGACGAGCAGCCCGUUGCCUUUGGCCUGGCUGGGCUUGCUUUCCAUCCUGUUGCGCGGCGCAGGCGCGGUGCGGUUGGCCACACACACAGGCCAGACGCGACGAGACGAGACGACCCCUCUUCUCCUCUCUUUUGACCGCCACCGCCCACCCAGCUCCCACCCUCUCCACUGUCGCCGCUCCUCUCCUCGUCUCCCUCGGUCCCUCCCCCUCCCCCUCCCUCGUCGAGGCGCCGGCUCCUAUGAUCCGCCCCCGCUGCCCCCCGCCGCGGGCCUCCUGAUCCGCGCCCCGACCCGAGGAAGCGGACCCCGACCGAGAUUCCGAGGCCCCAACCCCCGCCCAGCGCCUGGCAGAUUCACCCCGGGGCGGCGCCUCGAUUCGGUCCGCCCCCGCUGUCCGCGGUAACGAGUCGAUCGGCUCCUCACCCCUUGCAGCGCGCCUCGUCUUUCCUUUCUCCCGCGUUGACGCUACGAGGUGUUCGCGGCUCUCUGCAGCAUCUGGUUGGGGGCGCUCCGGCGCGGCGCUUCCCGUCCCUGGAGAUGUCCGCCGUCCAGGAGCAGUUUGAGAUCAAGUUCCGGCUGCCCGACGGCACCGACAUCGGGCCCAGGCGCUUCCCGCCGGCGUCCACCGUCGCCACGCUCAAGGAGACCAUCAUCGCCCAGUGGCCCAAAGAUAAGGAAAAAGGUCCAAGGACUGUGAACGAUGUUAAGCUUAUUAAUGCUGGGAAGAUAUUGGAGAACAACAAAACCCUGUCAGAAUGCAAAAGCCCGAUCUGUGACUUCUCUGGGAUGACAACGAUGCAUGUCGUUGUCCGUGCACCGACUUCAGGCAAACAGUCUGAUAAAAGAGCAGCAAAGAAAGCGAAAGAUUUCAGGUGCGGUUGUGCCAUCAUGUGACAGCAUUGUGAAUAGUAGCAAAAAAAUGUGGCUAUUUCAGUUCCUCCCCCCUUUUUUCCACUCUCGCUAGAGUGUUGUAUUAUGUUCGAGGCGCUUCUCCUUUUAUUUCCUUUCGAUGUACCGCGGGCAAGCUGCCGCUGCUGCAGUUAUUCACCCUUUAAUCAUGAGUUGCGUCAAGUACAAAAAUCUGAAGGAUGUUGGCUGUUAACUGCCCUUGUCUUGAGUUAUGACGAGCACACAGUUUGAAGGCAGUCAUUAGUGUCUAAUUUACAAGAUCCAUCUUAUGCAAUUUUGCAUGGUUUCACAUUCUCUUCUAUAUAUGCCACCCUGGUGACUUGUGUUUAA